Messenger RNA from Cokeromyces recurvatus, 867 nucleotides. RefSeq names its product soluble NSF attachment protein. Gene Ontology annotation, biological process: intracellular protein transport; SNARE complex disassembly. The coding region runs from base 1 to 867 and encodes 288 amino acids. The record is from RefSeq and is a predicted model, not a curated record. The transcript is spliced from 5 exons. Lineage: Eukaryota; Fungi; Mucoromycota; Mucoromycetes; Mucorales; Mucoraceae. Gene Ontology annotation, molecular function: syntaxin binding; soluble NSF attachment protein activity. Gene Ontology annotation, cellular component: SNARE complex; vacuolar membrane.
AUGUCUUCUGAACAACAAGCAAGAGAUUUGAUUAAUCAAGCUCAAAAGAAAUUAAACUCGUGGUCCUUUUUUGGGCCUUCAAAUAAAUACGAAGAUGCAGCUGAAUUAUAUGAAAAGGCUGGAAACAUGUUUAAAUUAGCUCAACAAUGGAAUAACGCAGGUGAUGCUUUUAUUGAGGCAGCCAAAUUAUUUCAACGCGGCAAUAGUGCUAAAUUUGAAGGUGCAAGAGCUUAUGAGAAUGCAUCUAAAAGUUAUAAAAGAUCGGAUCCCGCAGCUGCUGUGAAUGCAUUAAGAGAGGCUGUUCGACUUGACCAAGAAGGUGGUAACUUUAGAGCUGCAGCUAGACAUUAUCAGGACAUUGCUGAAUUAUUGGAAUCAUCAGAACUUGAUCAACCCAAGGAAGCCUAUGAAGCUUAUGGAAAAGCAUCUGAACUUUAUCUUGCUGAUGAUUCUCCUGCACUUGCUAAUAAAUGUUCUUUAAAGGUAGCACAGAUUGCUGCAGAUUUGGAAAUAUAUAAUGUAGCUAUUGAAAAAUAUGAACAAGUAGCUACAUCAGCUGUUGAUGAUCCUUUAUUGAAAUGGUCUUUAAAGGAUUACUUUUUUAAAGCAGGCUUAUGUCAUUUAUGUACUGGAGAUAUGGUAAAGACAACACAAGCACUUGCUAAUUAUUGUAAUAUGGAUAUGUCCUUUGAAUCAACUAGAGAAUAUGCAUUAUUGAAAGGAAUUAUAGAGUGUAUUGACCAAGGAGAUGUAGAUCAUUUUACUCAGUUGGUUUAUGACUAUGAUAAAUUAACUCGUUUAGAUCCUUGGAAGACGUCAGUUUUAUUAAAGAUCAAAAAGACAAUUGAUUCAGAUGAGUUACGUUAA